CUUGGGCUCCUCUGCCGCUCGAGCACUGCGGGGGCUGCUUUCGAGCCAGAAGUGAGAAGUUUUCAGGCUUUUUUUGCCUUUGCUUUUCUGAGAGCCCUCAAAACGCUUCUGCAGUGGGGCUUGCUUGUGGCCCCUGAGAGACUAACAAAUGUAUUAGAGCGUUAGUCGCUCAGGUGCCACGAGUCCUCCUUUUCUUUUUGCGAAUACAGACUAACUAACACGGCUGAGACCUGGCACUGUGGCUCGGUUCCGUUGCUUUUUAAAGUGAAUUGAUGGGACAGAAGUGCAGGACAAUCCGGGUACGGCCUAUUUGCGGGAGUUAAUGCGCAUUUGUUGAGCACUGCAUUUUCCAAUGAAAGGUGUUUUUGUCUCAUGCUCAUCAGGGGAGUACUGGUUCAGAGUAUUUUAAUGUCCUCUUAUUUUCACAGGAAAAAAAAUGUCCAGUUGCCUAAUGAAAAAAUGUAUCCACGGUUUCCGAUCUGUUGCAUAGGUUUAUGAUAAAUGUAUACUUUGUUUGUAUAAAGUUGGAAGUGGAAUCCCUUUUCCCUUGCCAAAAUGCAAUCAUCCACCAGCAACCCCAGCAUGAAGAUAGUACAGUUGCAUCAAGGCCAAUUUGUUGAAACCAUGCCACACAUUUAUCUUUAUUUUGCGGCUAGCCAGAUAGGUCCAGCUUGCAAACGCGCAGCCAUGUCAUGCGGAUGCUCUCUAAUUUCUUGUCAACGGUUCCAAGACAGAGUAAAGAUGCCACUUACCAAAAGUGAUGGAAUUUAGAGCAGUGACCCCUCUGACUCAGGAGAUUAUUCCAGCUAUUCAUAACGGACCAAAGGGAGUCCUGGUGUAAUUCCAUUAAAGGCACCAGAGAUGCCAAUGGUGAAAUCUCUUCUAUUUGCUUCUAUUACAAAUCCAGACUGAACAUUCAAAAGGGUUGGAAAUGCAGCUUUCGCUAUCUAGUAUCAGAUAUUGGUUUGGUCUAGAGUCUGUAAAUUUCUACCUGCAUAACCAAAUUUCAUUCAAUUUUUUCUGAAGGUGAAAAAAAAUACAACAGGACGUUUCCAUAUUUUAACAUUUAAUAUUUAAGUGACUGCAGCCGUUAAGUGUAUGAGCUACAAUGCUUGUAAAAUUCUAUGAUAUGUUAUUUACAGAGAUAUGCAUCCUGGAAUAUCUCACGAUCUGAGCAAACCCAUUGGUGCCAGCAAAGCAACUGGAUAAAUCACCAAUUGGUUCCCAGUAUUUACAAGUAAUCAACUUGCAGAGUCAAAUUAUGUCCUUUGUUACACCUAUGCAACUCUUCUGAAAUGAAUAGAGUCAAUUGGAAUGAAUGGCAGGUUUCAGGCCACAACACUUUACAAUUCAUUUUGAAUUUCCACAGGUACUGGAGUGUAACAAUAGUGUAUUUUAAAAACCAAGUGCCAUAAUGUGGGGAAGUUCAGUAAAUAAACUCGCUGAACCUGUCACUUGUACUUGCUGGAAGCACUGAAUUUGGAGAGGUUUUGUUCUUAUAUUCUUGAUGGGAAAUCACCACUCCCUUUAACAUAGUUGUAUGAACACAACAACGCUACAGUAGAUUAGAAUUAAAGUCAAUAGGAUCUGCCUGAAUAAGAGGGGCUGAAUAUGGCCUAAAGCAGGUAAUUAAUGUGGUGAUGUUAAAGUGCUCUGGCAGCAGCAUUUUAUGAUUAGACAAACCUUUCAAUCUCUUGAUUCGGGUGAUCCUUUUUGUUUUAUUGCCAUCAUAAUAUUGUAAAACACCACAAAAUGUCUAAAUAUUAAACAAUAAUUAAACUGAGGGUUGGAAGGGUGGAGUUUAGACCAGUUUGUGCUUUACUGGUAUAAUUCUCCAGCAGGGACUGAGCAUUUGUUGUGUACUUUUCAUCUCUACAAACCCUGAACCACAUUCUCACAGCAAUGUUAAGUCAGGAAUACGCCCUUGAGUACUUCCUGAUGUAUUUGCUAAGAGUAUUGUCAAGAGUGAGAAGCUAAUCUGCCCCGUCACUGCUUGUUGUAGGGGGAACAAUGUUCAUCUUGAGAUUUGAAAAUAGUGGGCACAGUUCUCUUAGUUACACUUGUGCAUUUUGUUGACUGAAACUAAGUUAAUUCCUGAUUUACACCAGAGAAGGGGAAAGGAGAAUCAGGCCCAUUGUUCUCAGGGGGGUGACAUGUCCUAUCUUCUAGCCAGGCAACAGUACUUUGCAAUUUGCACAUGCCAUACCAACCCAUGGUAAUGGGAAGCUAUCCGUUUCUAUGGCAAUAAUGACAGCCAGAGGUGUUAGUACCACAACAUUGCAGAAAGGCGGAGCCUGCUGUCUUGUCAGGUUACAUCACCACUCUAGAAAUUGUUAAUUAAUCUCCCAAUGUAAGACAAAAAAGAAGUUCAGUUCUACAUUUUAUCUGCGAACUAAUAAUAAUGUCUGCCUGGUGGCUUCCUUUUUGUCACUAUUGUAAGUGUGUAAAAGAAAGAGGCAGAGAGACAGAUUGUGGAAGUAGAGUCCUAUUUACACUUUAAUUACACUGUUGAAAUAUUGGACUGUAUUUGCACACACAAAGGUGAUUUUCCCUCCCUUGAAGUCUACAGCAUAACUGAUAUAUGAAACUCUUCUUUGGCUAGAUAACCUGUUCUUUUAAACUGCUGAUCUACUAUGAGAACUGACUGAAAUUGGCAUAAUGGUGUUUCAUAUUUAUUGCUUCUCAAUAACUUCCAGAUAAAAUCUGUUCAGUUAAAAGCUAGUUUUGAAGGCUGCCAGCCAUCCAAACUCAGCCUGGGAUCUGAAAAUUAAAUGGAUUUUUUUUCUGUCUCAUGGAUUAAUACCACUAGAGUCUCCUUAAUCUGAAUUUAAUUAACAAUUCUGAUGAUAAUACAUCAGCCAGAAUCUAUUCCAUUUCAGUCUCCUGGUGCUGUAUGGGAUCUCCAGAGCUAUUGUGUAAGAGGUAGGAAAUAUUUAUUUUACUCAGUAUAUUAAGCAGAUAUCGUGAAUAUAUAAAGGGAGCUGCUCUCUAGAGCAGAAACUGUUCAGAAAGUGUUAAUAUUCAGAGUACAAUGAUGCUUUACAUUCAUGACAAUUUCAUUUCAGAUGGUGGGAAAGCACUGCAUUUAUUUGGGCCCACUGCAUAAGUUUCUGUACUGUAUCAUUUUAAGUACCAUAUGUUGUAAUGGAAUAAAUAUUUAAAAAUCCAAUCUCUUAUUUCAGUAUUACCAAUCUCUCUGGCAAUCCCCUGUGCUUCUGUACCAUGGGUCACAUUAACUGCACAAAUAUGGGAAUGUCAUUGUUUCAAAAAAGUUAUAUAAAUUACAAGCUCCAGUCACAAACAGAGUACCAAUUAAACAACCCUCACUAGUGAGAAAGGAGAGCCCCAUGUAUGGAUACUAGACCAAACAUUCACAGUCAUGCAUUCAAGUACUAACUAACCUUCCAUUUUCUUCAGGACAUUUCUGGAACAUCUUUUUCACAUGUGGAAAAAAAGCAGCCGAGUUCCUUGCCAGCCCAAAGCUCCUCUAUAAUGAUCAGUAUUCUCCUGCAGUGCUCAGACUGCAACCACCUCCCAGUAUGGCCCCAACGAGAUGCCAAGCAGUACCAGGAGAAUAAAGUUUAUAUUGUGCCUGAAACCAACGUGCAGCUGAAAAGAUCAAGAUGAGCCUUAAUUCAUCUACCGAAGGGACUGUUAAAAGAAUCCAUGUUGACUGCCCCGUUUCAGGAAGGCAUGGCUAUAUAUACAUUAUGGUUCCAACUGUUUACAGCAUCAUCUUUAUUGUAGGUAUAUUUGGGAACAGCUUGGUGGUCAUUGUCAUUUGCUUCUACAUGAAAUUAAAGACUGUGGCUAGUGUCUUUCUGUUGAAUUUAGCCCUGGCUGACUUGUGUUUCCUAAUGACUUUGCCACUGUGGGCAGCCUACACAGCCAUGGAAUACCACUGGCCUUUUGGCAACUGUUUAUGUAAAAUAGCAUCAGCUGUGGUAAGUUUCAACCUGUAUGCCAGUGUGUUUCUACUCACUUGUCUUAGCAUUGACCGUUACCUGGCUAUAGUACAUCCAAUGAAGUCCCGACUUCGGCGCACCAUGCUUGUUGCCAAAAUAACUUGCAUCGGCAUCUGGCUGCUAGCAGGAUUGGCUAGUUUGCCUGUCUUAAUUCACCGUGAUGUAUUUUUUGUUGAGAAUAUGAAUAUGACAAUUUGUGCUUUUCGGUACAAGACCCAUAAUACAACACUGCCUGUUGGGCUAGGUUUAUCUAAGAACAUGUUGGGUUUUUUAAUUCCCUUUUUGAUAAUUUUAACAAGCUACACCUUAAUCUGGAAGACGCUGAAGAAGGCUUACCAAAUUCAGAAAAACAAGACCAGAAAUGAUGAGAUUUUUAAGAUGAUUGUGGCAAUAGUACUUUUCUUUUUCUUUUCCUGGAUUCCUCAUCAAGUGUUUACCUUUCUGGAUGUAUUAAUCCAGCUACGUAUCAUAACAGAUUGCCAAAUUGUUGAUGUUGUGGAUACAGCUAUGCCUUUCACCAUCUGCAUAGCUUACUUCAACAACUGCUUGAAUCCCUUUCUUUAUGGUUUUUUUGGAAAAAAGUUUAAAAAAUAUUUCCUGCAGCUACUAAAAUACAUUCCACCAAAUGUCAGAGCACAUCCAAGGCUAACAACAAAAAUGAGCUCCCUUUCCUAUCGACCAUCAGAAAACUUAAGUUUAUCCAUGAAAAAGACUAUUGGGUCUUUUGACAUUGAGUGAUGUCUUUCGUGCUAUAUGCUUCUAGAACAAUCUUUAUAUGAAAUAGCAAGAGUGUCAAAGUUCACCCACAGUCCUGACCAUCACAGCUUACUGCACAGUACUUAAAUGAUCUACUAGAUAUCAUCUUUGGAAGAUUUAGCAGUGGCCUUUUAUAUUGUCAAGAGGACUGUUUGUUAUUUUUAUUUGAAGCAACCCAAGAAGGUGGCAGUUUGGAGUCUUUUAGCAUCCUGCCUCAGAGCUCAGAACUUUGGAAGAAGCGUACAUGAUGCUCCUGGAAAGAUCUCAGAACUUAGGUUAAAGCAUGUCAUUUGUGAAUUAUAUGAACUCUGCAGAAUUUACUUUCAACAUACAUAAGCAAUUCUAAGCUAACCAUUUGGAAUUGUUAUACAAAGUGUUAGCAGAGUCAAACAGAAUGUUUGUUUUCUUUCACAUUAUAUUUGGUGGGGAUGGUGGAGAACAGAGUUAUGUCUGAAAUAUGAAAAAUAUCCAUUUUUCCUUGAUACAAAUAUCACGUAUCAUUACAUUUAUAAUAUGGUGAAAAUAGAUAUAUGCAGGUCUCAUUCUCAUCUUAGAUUGAGAUUUAAGGACUUCAAGACUGUGUUCACAUACCUUUUUGCUAUUAUUAUUCAUUUUAAACAUGGCAAAAGUUUAUAUAUGAAAUAAAAUGCAGUUUUAUUUAUUAACUUUUUUGUAUAAAUCUAUGUUUCUAUUAGUUAUAUUCCAUACAAGGAAACAUUACUUUGUACACACAUAUUUUUAUCACUAUGUUAAAUGUAGGUUGGGUAUUUUUAUGGCCAUAGUUUAUAUAUGAACCAGUCUUACUCUCACUUAACCAUGAAUAUCCCCUAUUGACUUCAGUGGGAUUACUCAUGGAAUAAAAUUUUACUUUAUAUGAAUAAGAGAAUCAGAAUCUGUCCCAUAUUAGCAAAAUAUGGACAUCCUGUGAUAAAGAUUGUUAGCAAGCUUCAAAGGAUCAGCCAAAAUUAUUUUCAUAGAAUAAUUACAGCACUAAAUGAAAAAUAAACACAUUAAUUCAAUCCACUCAGAACUUCCAAACUCCUAAAAAUGUUCCAUUUUCUUCAGUAUUUCUGGACACUCAAAACUCCACAAAGCAAAAAUGUAAUAAUACUUACUGGGUCAAAUUCUACUCUCAAUCAUAGAAAUGAAAAUGUAUGACUAAACUUUGCUCUCAACUUCUAUAUUUAACCAAAGUAAUUAUGAGCAGAAUUUGAUCAUAAGGAUAUCCUGAAGGACAUGGAAUUAUUCCCCUAAAUACGCCUGAAUAACUGAGAGCAAAAUCUGGCCCAAUAAAAAAAAAUUUGCAGACAAAUUCUUGCCAAUAAACCUCUAAUUUUUAAAAUAAUUUUCUCACUAUAAAAGAUAUUUAAGCACUGGAACAGGUUACCUAAAGAGAUUACAGAAUGCCAGUCACUGAAGAUUUUGAAGAACCGGUUAGAUAAACAGUUGUCAGGGAUAGUCUAGGUAUACUUAAUCCUGUCUCAGUGAGGGAGAUGGAUUAAAUGUCCUCUUGAGGUCCCUUCCAGCCCUACAUUUCUAAGAUUCUAUCAUUCUAAAUGAGAACAGUGACACCUCUUUGAGUAAACCUAAACUAAUGAUAUAAUCAUAUUUUCUUACCUUUUUAAUUCACCUAAUAACUUUCCAGAAAACUUUGUUCAAUUCUAAUUCAAAAUUGUCUAAUCUCUCCAAAAGCAAAUCAUCCAUUUACAAAAUAGUCUGGCAAAGAAAGAUAAAAAUUUCAGAAAAAGUUCCUGAUAAUUUCAGAUGAAUGGUAUAAACAAAUACAUAACAGUGAGAUUAUUAUCCUAAAUGUAGUAUUUUCACAAAUUAGAGAUGACACAUUUAACUAGUUUUUGAGUCUGAUUAUGAGUUGUAGGAUUAUUCCCUAACUUCUGAAUAUAGAUAGAUAUUAUACUCAGAGAAAUAUUAUUCCAGGAUUUAUUUUCACUGUGGAAAAUGAAAGGCACCAUUAUUGUUAUUUAUUAUAUUGAUUUUAAUAUUAAAGUAUAGCUCAGAAUUAGACAAAUAUAUGUAAAUGAUAAUUACCUAAAUAAACUUUCUACUUAUGUAUUUAAUACCUUACAUUUAGGCUAAAUCUGCUCUCAGAUAUGUACAUGAUAUUCAGUUAAAACCAAUGCGAGAUAUGUACCUGAAGGCAAAAUUUGGUCCAUUAUACUUUGAAUAGUAUCCAAAGUAGUUGCAUUGCAUUAAAUACAAAAUAAGUUGAACCAGGAGUAUUAUAUAUAUAUGCAUUGAUAUUUAGGGCCUCAUCUACCAGAGAGCAUCCAUCUUUGCCAUUGGCAGGUUGGCUGGCUGUGAAUGCUACCUGGUGGACAGGCCAUUUAUGUAUGUUAGAUACUUGUAUAUCAUCUUAAGAUGAGAGAUGAUCUCCCUGUCUUCUCAUGCAUCUGAAAGCCAAUUCAUCUUCCAGUCUGGGGUAUGAGUUCCAUAGGAAUAACCACCUCACAGGGUGGCAAGUUUUAUUUUUGAAAUUAUCUGGGGGAAAAAACAAUUUUCUAACAGCAGAAAAUGAAAAGGGAGGUGCACUGGUCAGUGGUUUUGAUCAUUUUGGCCUCAGGGAAGCUUGUGCGUUAGUAACAAGCGCAGGAAAACUACUGCUCGGGGUUCUAAGCCUAUACAAAUCCUGGAGGAAAUAAGAGAGCUGUAUAUUUGGAUGCGUGACUAGGGGAGAGGUAGAGAAGGGGGGGGCACGUGGUGUGUUUUUAAUGAACAAUCAACCCCACAUUGGUAAUUAGAGGGAAUGGGGGAUUAAUCUUUUGCUAAAUAAUUCUUUAGUCAUGGCUUUUAUUGGAGGAGAGGAAGAGAAUGGGUGCUAAAUGUAUGUGGUUCCUAGUCUAGCAUUUGCAAAAACAAAUUAACAGAAGGUGGAUAAGAAACCCAAAUACUACAGAUUAAAAUUAAGAAAUCUUUAAAAAAAAAAUAGGAAGACCAAGCUUCCAAGUGUGCAGCCUCCAGGGACCCUAAGUGGAGGCAGCACUGCUAACUCUUUUAAGACACAGUCAGAAGAGUGGGAAGGACAAUAUGUGCAGUUCCCAGACCCUCUGCAAAGCCACCAAAUUGACAUUUAAGGAUAGACCCCUCAUCCCUGAUGCUAGUGCUAUGGGCCAUUGCAGCAGCUCAGGAGUGUUCUUGUUUCUGUGCCUCAUACCUCCUAACCUGCCCUGGAAUGCUCUCCACCGACCAAGUCUUGGUCUCUUGCACAAAGUCUGCCUGAACCAGCUAUGCGUAAAGGGGGAGCCAAGAGGAGGGGAAGAGAAACAGAUCUACUGCUGCAGUUCAGCUCUUUGCCUGUGGUCAGAAGGAGGGAGUAAGAUUUGGCUCCUUAGACACUUCGGAUGACUCCCAUUCACUUCAAUGGGCCUUUGAUUAGGCACAUAUAAUUUGCCCUCAAUAUAAAUACUAGUUAUACAAGCCUAAGGAGAACAAACUCCUAAGGGCUUAAUAAAUACAGGGUUUAAUAAAUAUACUGUACACAUUGUCCAUAUACGCUGGAAGAAGGACAGGAGACACUAGAUGUGGUGUAAUUAGGCCACAACUUUAUUCUUAAAUGUCUGGGAGUACCCAGCAGAUAAAAGUGUGCAGUGUAGGCAAUUCCAUAAUCAUUUCACUAUAUACCCAGGGGGCUUCCAUCAGCCCAUCCCCUUAUCCAUCCUGGUCCCCAGCCAGCUGGCUGCUGGGACCUCACCAAAAGCUAGGGGGUGGCUAUGAAGGAGGGGCCCCAAACACUUCCUGUUUCUGCUCUCUUAAAUCCUUUACCAAUCUACUUUAUCUGAUCACUGUAUCCAUUCCCUAAGGAGUACUGGCAAUGGACAUCCACCCAACCAUGUAAGGACAUGUGAUAUUAUAGCCUAACUCCCAUUUCAUGUUUGCCCUGUGGGAAAGGUGGAAAAACCCCACUUCACCUUGGCCAAUCUGGCGGUGAAGGAAAAAUGUCUUCCCAGCACCCCAAGAAAGGAGCAAAUAACACAAUGCCCACAGCAAGGCCUGACAAAACCUGGGAUUUCACUACUUCCACAGAUGGGUGCUGCUCCAUCAGGUUCAGGUAAAAGAGGGCUUUUUCUGCACCAGCAUAGACCUUUAGAGUCCCCCCUCUCUUCUGGUAAACCUGGGGGGGGGUGGAUCAACUUCCCCAUGCUGACCUGGUCAUCAGCUGCAGCCAAGUCAUUCCCUGGCUCUCUAGCCCUUACAGGGGCACACACCUUUUCCAACAAGCCAGCCAAAGGUGCCCACAGCUUAAUGUGCAGGAAGGUCAUUAUAAUGUGACUAUUUUAAAAUAGAUGCAUUUAUAGAUCACCUUUCAUCCUGAGAUGGGCCAAAGCACUUUACCAACUAUGAAUCUGUCUUUAUACUUUCCUCUGUUAGUAAUGGAAACUCCUGCAGAUGUUAAUGGGGUCUCUAACUGUAACUCAAGGACAGUGUACAGCCCUAAAUACAGGAAUUACUUCACCCACUCCUGUCACUUCACACAUAUAUGCUGUUGCCAUGUUUGAAUGAAUAUUUUGUAUUUCCUUUCUGCUGGCAGAAUCAUGUUUAAGCAAUGGUAUAUCUGAGAUGUGCAUUAUAUUUAUUUCUAUUUAUUGUGUAAUAGUACUUUAUACAACUCAUGUUUCAUACUGAACAUCCUCCUAGCUUGUACUUUGUGUUCUUAUGCUUCAUCAUAUUCGUGCGCACUUACUGGGCUAAAUUCCAAUGAAGACAAUAGAGUUGUAUAUCUGGCCCAUUAUCUUAAUGAUUUCUGUUUUACAGAGUUCAUCAAGAUACUGCAGAGUGAUUAUGCCAAAAGGCUUUUCUGAUUUUCCAGAAUUAUCAUUUUGUUAAGAUUCUCAUCAUGUACUUGAAAUUCUGGUAGCAUCAGUGGCUGUGUAUGUGAUUCCCAGGUUUUUCUCUUUUCCUUGUGUAGCUCCAGUACUGAUUCGUCUCUCAUCUAAUGUGACCUUCUGGCGAAAUAUACUGUAUAUUACAAUUGUACAUGCUGAUGUUCCCCAAGAUAAGUUUUGCAAAGGAAAGAGGGCCAAAUGUCAGAAACACUGAAAAAAAACCUCUACAAAGUUGGAGGUUGCUUAUAUUGAAAAUUUUCAUCAUUUGAGCUUGUAGAAAGUUGUUUUUAGUAUGUGAUGUUAUAACACUAAACAAAAAAUCUGUUCAUUGUGUUAGUAAUAGCUAGAAAAAGUUUUGAAAGGCAUAUCUUUGAAAACAGCAUGACCAGAUCCAACUAUACAAUAUCCAUCUACCCUCAUCAAGCCAUUGUUAUCCCACUGCAAGACCAAGGUCUCUUCAACGCUGUUCCUCUACAUCAUGCUGAAGGGCGUGGCAAAAACCCCACGACACCUGAGGGUGCAAGCUGACGAGGCUGUGUUAUCAAUCAUCAAGUCUGUUUCCCCAGCAACCUUGCUACCAAGGCUGAACUAGCACAUUGCUAAUCCCAAUGGCAAGAGUUGUCAGGCUCAUUGCCAUUGACUGACGCCUUAGGUCCAAGCCAUGUGUAUACACCCAUUCCAAUCAUUUUGGGGGGAUAACAUGAAUUUAAAGCAGCGUAGCAGUGAGUCAUGAUAACUAUAACUAGUAUGGUGUCCUAUAACUUUAAAUAUACAUUUUAAAAAACUAAGCAACAAGAUUUAAAUGUAGAAUGUUUUCUGCAGUGUAUUGUGCAGAUAAUUUGUAAAAUGGUGAAUGUUAACUGUUUGUUGCUUUAUUAGAAAUAAUUUUAAAUUUCAUAAGGCCUUCUUGUGUAACUAUAUUACUCUUGUAUGGGAUAAGAGUUGCUUCUGUUGUCUUUAUUAUGAACAUUAAUGCCUGGGUCAUCAUUUAAUAGAUAAUGUUUUUCAUAGGGGCAGCUUUCCUGUUAUGGCCAUUUGGGAGUGACAGUUAAAAUGUUUCCAUUUUAUUUCUAAUACUUCUUGAGUAUUUGUGUUAUGAUGAAAAGCUGAAAACUAGAGAAAGUGCAAAUAUAAUGGCAGUUUGAAUGAAAUGUUAGCUCUGUUCCUCAAUCACUACCGGUCAUACCAAAGUUCUCAUAAUUAAUACUAUACUGUGUUCAUUUGUGCUCCAGGGAGGGUCUGAUCCAAUUCCCUUUGAAAUAAAUGCAAAGACUCCAUAUGACUUCAUUGUAAAUUGGAUCAGGCGCCAGACUCCAUGGAGUGUUUAUUUGCAGAAAGGAUGCAGGAUUGGGCCCAAAGACAGUACUCAGAACUUCUAGGCCGAAAUCAAAUGGCACAACUCUAAAAACCAUGCAAAUCCUUAGCUGUGCUCACCCUGCAGCAUAGCCUUGUAGAGGUUUCCACACUGUAGAAAACAGAUGAGGAUUAUAAUAGAUCUGGGCCUGUACAUUUUUAUUUAACUUGCUUAGUCUCUAUCUACUUUAAUUAUCCCUAUUAUUAUUUGUAUUGUGGUAGUGCCCAGAGGCCCCAGUCAGGAUCAGGGCCCGUUUUAAUAGGAGGCAUACAAACAAAUGGGAAGACACAAUCUCUGCCUCAUGGAGCUUACAGUCUAACUGGGGGAGAAUAUUGGCAAUAGCUAGAAACCAACUGAAUAAAGAUUAUUUAUUUCUGACAAAAGUGCAAAAAUUUCAAAAUCAUUUUCAUCCCACAGGUUUAAAAAAAAAGGAGCAAUUUUUCCAUUUACUCUACAUUUUAAAUCCAAAAAUUGUAACAAAAUAUUUCAGAUUGGUUCUUCUGCCCCUUUUUCUCCCUUUGCCACUGAAAAAGAGGAAAAAUAGAAUACUGUAAAGGUUUUUAUUUGGAGUUUUCUUGAGGUGGGGGGGACAAAGUUUCCCAUGCACACAAAAAGUUUCCCCAAAAUUUUCAUAAAAACAGAUUUUUUAAUAUAAAAACUCUCACACAAUAAAUAAAAUAAAAAAAUCUUUGGGCCAGAACAUUUGGAAUGGAUUAGUGACUAGUUGCCACUGCUUGGCAGCUCUUUCAUAAAAAGAAGUUGCAUUUUUUCCCUUAAGAACCCAAUAGAGCAGUGGUUUUCAACCUGUGGUCUGCGGACCCUGAGAGGGUCCCCAUAAAAGGGGACCAUAAAAGAGGGUCCAUAAAAGGGGACUAUGAAAAUAAAAAAUUUCAGAGCCCAGAAAAGGCAUUCCCUUUUUCCAAUCAAUCAAAAGUAUGUGAAUAUCCCCAUCCACAGGUCAAAACCCGGAAGUGUUGUCAUUACCAUAGGGCACAAAACUGUGGGCUUCUUUCUCAUGCUGCAUCCAAUGCUGUGCUGAACAUGUGCAACAUUUAUCGUUUAAUUCUAUUCUGUCAGUUUUCAUAAAUUGUUCAGGAGUCCACAAAUGAAAAAAAGGUUGAAAACCACUGCAAGAGAUCAUUCUAUAGCCACGAAAAGCUAUAAUAUACUGCAAUGUGUAUUAGCUAUGUGUAAAUAACUUGAGAUGACAUAUUCCUUAGUUCAUUACACAAAAGAUAUACACCUACUAUAUAUAAAAUAUAUACAUAGAAAAAAUGAAUCAAAGCCGAAGAUGAGUCUAUAUAUUUUAUUUUAUAUUUAUUUUUAAACAAUGUUUAAACACACCCCCAUCCCCUCACUGUGUACACUGUAUGACCACUAAGAAAGAAUGUAAAUGACCUGCAGUGUACCCUUCAGUGAUAUGGUAUAAACAAAUUUUAUUAUGUGUACAUUUUAGACAAUAUAUUAAUUUUGAAACUUUUUAAA
This is a messenger RNA of Dermochelys coriacea (leatherback sea turtle), 12398 nucleotides long. RefSeq names its product angiotensin II receptor type 1 (gene AGTR1). The coding region runs from base 3624 to 4703 and encodes 359 amino acids. Gene Ontology annotation, molecular function: angiotensin type II receptor activity. Lineage: Eukaryota; Metazoa; Chordata; Testudines; Dermochelyidae. The record is from RefSeq and is a predicted model, not a curated record. The transcript has 2 exons. Gene Ontology annotation, cellular component: membrane. Gene Ontology annotation, biological process: regulation of vasoconstriction; G protein-coupled receptor signaling pathway; immune response.